UGCAGCACUAAUCGCGUCUAAUGGGCGUGUACAGGAGCGCAGAUUCAGCACCAAGAGACUGAUGACCUGAGCAGGAGAAGCUCUUUGUGGCUUGAUGACAAUAAUCUGUCGAAUAUAGUCUGGGAAAAGCCGUGAACAGAAGCUUUGAUUGUUCAAGAUGACGACCACCACCACUUUUCAAGGCAUGGACCCGACCGCGAGGAGCAGCUCCAGAGUGCUGCGUCCACCAGGUGGAGGUUCAAACAUUUGCUUUGGCACGGAUGAAGAGAAACCUGUGAAAAAAAACAAAAUGGCAUCUAGUAUAUUUGCUGAACCUGAGGACCCUCAUGCCCAUCGAAGGAACAAUCCACCAGGUGGGGAGCCUACAGGUGUGUUGUGUGGAGAACCAUCUGCCCCUCUCAGAAGAUAUACUGCCCAACCAGCCAACCAAAGUAACACCACAGCUGAAAAUAACGUACCCGUGAAUGGUGAGGAAGACAAAACCACUGUUGAUAGUAUAGAAGAACCUGAACCUGUUCAGGAGCAUGAUGACACACCAGCUCCACCUUGCCUCUCUGCAACAGAGCAGCCUGCAGCUGGGGUUCUUUCUGGCCGUAGAAACCCACCAGGGGGCAAAUCCUCUCUCAUCUUAGGCUAAAGAUUUGCCUCACUUAAGGAUAAGAUCUGGGCCUAUGUGAAACAAGCAUCUCAGAGUAAAUGUGCUGUUCUGUGGUCAGUGCCCAUCCUCUGUAUAACUGUAUUCUUAAAAUGACUUAAGCCAGGACAGUUUAGACAGAGAAGUAUGCCACAGUCUCUGAGCUGUGAUUUGUUCAAAGAAUGCCUUUGAAUGUGUGAAGUGUUGGUCUCUCAGUCUUGCCUUGACUAAGAUCAGACCCUGAUCCCGGGUGUGCACUGCUACUCUCAGAUACUGCAAACCAUAGGCCAAAAUUUGCCAUCACAGUUCUCCCAGUCAUUUUAUUUAUUUUUUUUUGCAUUCAUGUGAGCCCAAGAAAUGCCUCCCUGACUCAGUGUUUGCCUCUUUCUUUUUUAUGUUAAGUUCUUGUCAGCACUUUAUGAACUGUGGUGCCCAUUUUGUGGUACCUCAUUCCUGCUGGUUAAGACACAAGGUUUGAAUGAUUCCAUGUCACAUCCAUCAUUGGGGGGAGAAAAAAACUGAAACGUUUGUAGAUGUAAAGAAAAAAGUAUAAA
This is a messenger RNA of Labeo rohita (rohu), 1188 nucleotides long. RefSeq names its product Jupiter microtubule associated homolog 1a (gene jpt1a). Gene Ontology annotation, cellular component: nucleus. NCBI's taxonomy places the organism in Eukaryota, Metazoa, Chordata, Actinopteri, Cypriniformes, Cyprinidae. The record is from RefSeq and is a predicted model, not a curated record.